CUCAAAUAUGUCUGGUCCUCUUCCAACUGCAAGUGUCCGGAAAGAUUUAGAUUAGAGGCGGUGUGGCGCCACUCCAAAUUCCCCUCAAACGCCUCCAAACAUGGCCUUGGCUCAAGUCUCUGCUUCUCUUUCUCUUUCCGUUCAUGAUAUCUGUCCUAUCAGCUCACCAAGAACCCGUACAAUAGCUCGUUUACCCAUUUCGAGUUUUUCUCGAAGCAGCUCCACUUUUGCCACUGGUUCCCCUCUCUUGAUAAGGAGAACAUCUCACCAGAGGAAGCCUGUGUGUAAAGCAACAUCAGUUUCCAUCAAAUGUGAGCAAAGCACCGAGGAGGGUAACAGUUUGGAUGUAUGGCUAGGACGGCUGGCAAUGGUCGGCUUUGCAGUGGCUAUUACUGUUGAAAUAUCAACUGGCAAGGGACUUUUGGAGAAUUUUGGCCUCACAACCCCCUUGCCUACAGUGGCCUUGGCAGUAACAGCAUUGGUUGGUGUUUUGACAGCUAUUUUUAUCUUUCAGUCUGCCUCUAAAAGUUGAUCACUGUUAAGGUCUUACAGUUUAUCAUCCUGAAGAUGUUUAUAGCUGCAUUUUUGUUCAUUGACUGUAGUUCAGUUGUCUUGCCAACAAUAGCAUACGUUUGAGAUUGUACAAGAGAUUCGACUUUAAGUUUAUGUGAAUGCCUUCCUCUCUUUGUGUUUCUUUUA
Messenger RNA from Theobroma cacao (cacao), 699 nucleotides. It is a transcript of the gene SEP1, whose product is annotated as stress enhanced protein 1. NCBI's taxonomy places the organism in Eukaryota, Viridiplantae, Streptophyta, Magnoliopsida, Malvales, Malvaceae. The record is from RefSeq and is a predicted model, not a curated record.